Acanthoscelides obtectus is the source of this 1175-nucleotide messenger RNA. Lineage: Eukaryota; Metazoa; Arthropoda; Insecta; Coleoptera; Chrysomelidae. The record is from the annotation of a GenBank genome assembly.
AUCCGAUCCAAACAAAGCCAUUCCCACGCUCCCCGUGCUCCCCAUCAGGAACCUCAUGUUGUUUCUUACGUCGCGUUCUCCAUCCUGCAUCAAUUUUGCAUUUUGCGAAAUGUGCGCGUAUUCUCCUGUAAAUUCUAAAGUUUAAGUGUGUUGACAAAAGCCAUGCUGUGUUCCUGCUCAUCGUUUAAUCAAGAACAGUGUCGUGACAGUAUCUAUGCCUUUGUACGAGCCAUAUGUAUAGGAAUAGAAUUUUCAGAUGAAAUUGGUCGUGGUGCUGGGGGCGAUAUUGCCACAGUGCAUGAAAAGUGGCUGACGCCGAGAAAGAAACGGGUGUGGUGGCCACCAUAUAAGCAGCAAGUACGAACAAGUACCGUAUAAGCAGUAUAUAGGAAGAGUGUUUUUUGAGGACGAUCUUGUACUUUUCGCAGUUAGGGGGACGUGUCAUUUGGCAGUUAGCUACAAUUAUUUGUGAACUAGACAAGAGCAGAAGGCAUUCAAAACUUCAUUUCUCAACAAGGUUGUAAUAAGGGCUGUUCUUUCUGGCACCAAUGCUACCAAAAAAGAUGUGUGAAGAAGAUGCUAUUAAAACUUGGUUAAAGCUUGCACCAAAAAGCUAUAAAACAAAAUACUCAUAUAUCUUUUUUAUCCUCAGUAGUAGAAUGUAAUAUUUUGUUAACUAAAAACAAUAUUCGACUUUGAUUUUCUACUCAGAUUCUUUUUUUUAUUAGACAGUGUCACAAAGUGAAAGGAACUAUAAGAAAGUUAUUAGUGAGCAUCAGUCAAAAGACAUGUUUGACAUGUUCAACAAAUACUUAAUAAAAUAAAUGCCUCUCAGGUUGUGGCUUCAUCUCAACAACAGGGUUGUAGAGUCAGUAGGACCAACCUGUUUUCCCGACAGAGUACUACUUCUAGGCUUCGCCAAAUAUAUUGAACUCAUUUUUGAUCCAAAUGUUAUUUACCACCUUCAUCCAGUUAAUCACGUGAAAUCGUCGUCAGACAGUGACGUCGAUUCCAUAUCACACGUCGCCCAUAAAUCAACGGCCUUUCCACGUCGAAAAGGGACGUGGAAACCACGUGUACAAAUCACGUGGAAUCGCUGUCAGAAAAUGACUUCGAUUCUAUCUGACAUUUCGCCCACAAAUUCAACGGACUUUCCACCUCGAAUAGGGCCGUGA